GAGGGCUUGUUAUAUGACCUGAAAGAUUCACGCAUUUAUGUAGAAACCAUGAAGAUGUCAAAAGUCUGCCUGCAUUUAUCAAGGUUUUCUUUGGGUCACGAUGUUUUUCCCAGCAGAACACAUGCGAAUUUAAGGAUGCUGUGCUUAACGUCAAAGCUUAGUGCAAAGUCCAGAGAACCUCCAGAUGAUAAUGAAGCAUCCAAGCCCAUCCAGUUCUCAACCAGCAGAGCCAGUCACCGGACCUGGAGAGUGGACCGUUCGAUGGGCAGCACGUACCAGCGGCCCUGGUGGAGGGUUCUGCCCAUCAGCCUUGUCGGAGUCGGCUUCAUCGUCUGGUGCUUUUUCAGGGGAGAGACCGAGGUCGACGAGUCUCUGGAGAAAAACCUCUAUGAACAUUUACCAGGACUGCUUUCCGAUGAAGAACAGGAGGGAGUCGGUGUCAAAAACAAACCCUCGUAGUGGCUUAAAAUGGACAUUUUUGAUUUGGAAUUUUUAUUGUUCAGGGUUUUUUUUUUUUUUUUUCACUGAGAAUGAUCAAAUCAACCGUCCACAUUCUGUGCUCUUGAAAGUGAAUGUAUCAUCUGCAGCUGGAUUUAUAGUGAAGACUGUAAAGCCAGCAGCAUUGUAUUGAGUCCAUAAAGGAGAAAACUAUAAUUUGUAAUUGUGGUGUGUCUUAGUUUGAAUGCAAUCAGGGAACCAUUGAGUACACCUACAAAGUCACCAUAGAAAACAUUCUUCAGCCAAGGAAAUAAUUUCAGUAUCAUAAUUAAAGUGGGCAUGCAAAAACUACUUGUGACUUAUGAACCACAGAAAAUAAAACCUAGUGACAAUUAACUAGUAAACAAGUCACUCCAAAAACAAAUUUUAUAGGGUUUUAAAAGGGCUUGCUUUUCCAUGUUCUUCAUACAGAGACAAAUGUUUAAGUUAACAUGCUACUAGCUUUGUUCACUAAAGCAACACUUAUAGGACCUAAAAUGGUAAGAGCAACAGCUUGUACAGGUCAAAAACACUGCACCUUAAAAACUGCUAAAGCUGAAAUAAUGAACAGCAAACAACACUGAGGUAGUGGAAAGUUUAUUUACAACCAAAUGGCCACAAUAGAAGAGAAACCCAAUAUAAUAACAAUAGAAAUAAAAGGACUCUAAUUCAUCAUGAAGCAUGCAGACUAGGCAGAGGUAUAUGAAAGUCUAAAAUACAAACUUUAAAACCCUGAGGAGCUCCCGGAAUGUUCUGACGCUGCCCCCCUUCUAUCAACUUGAACCACAAGAUACCCCUCCCCUACCGCAACUACCAAAAAAUACAAAAAAAUAAACUUAAAA
This is a messenger RNA of Carassius auratus (goldfish), 1319 nucleotides long. RefSeq names its product protein ccsmst1-like. The coding region runs from base 49 to 459 and encodes 136 amino acids. The record is from RefSeq and is a predicted model, not a curated record. The transcript has 2 exons. Lineage: Eukaryota; Metazoa; Chordata; Actinopteri; Cypriniformes; Cyprinidae.